UCUCUUUUUAUUUUAACUGAAGAAUUUUGCUUCCAUUGGUGCGCACUAUGGCUGGGAAAAAGAGAAGGAAACUGAAACUCUUAGCUGAAACAGGAUCAGAUGGUGAAAGAAUGGUUUCAGAUGAGAAGAAAGAGAACCUGGAACUACGAAACUGGUCCGACCUUCCUCCUGAACUUUUGGAACUGAUAAUGUCCCGUCUAACAUUAGAGGCUAACGUUCGUGCCUCAGUUGUAUGCAAAAAUUGGCAUGGCCCAGCCGUUUCUGUUCGGGUGGUAAACCAAUCACCAUGGCUCAUGUACUUCCCUAGAUAUGGCAACUUGUAUGAGUUCUAUGAUCCUUCUCGGAGGAAGACCUACUCCUUUGAGUUACCAGAGCUGUAUGGAUCUAGGGUUUGUUACACUAAAGAUAGUUGGUUAUUGCUAUACAAAAUGAGAACUCAUCGUGUGUUCUUCUUCAAUCCCUUCACUAGGGAUAUGAUCAAACUGCCAAGAUUUGAGUUGACAUAUCAGAUUGUUGCCUUCUCGUGUGCCCCAACAUCUGCCGAUUGUGUAGUUUUCACGGUGAAGCACAUCAGUCCAACAGUUGUUGCUAUCAGCACUUGUCAUCCAGGGGCAACAGAAUGGGUUACUAAUAAUUAUCAAAAUCGGCUUCCUUUUGUUAGUAGUAUUUGGAAUAAGCUUGUUUUCUGCAAUGGACUAUUUUAUUGUUUAAGUCUCACUGGUUGGUUAGGGGUUUAUGAUCCAUUGAAGCGUGAUUGGGGUGUUCUUGUUGUGCCCCCACCCAAGUGUCCUGAAAACUUUUUCGCCAAAAAUUGGUGGAAGGGGAAAUUUAUGGCUGAAAGCAAAGGAGACAUUUUAGUUAUUUAUACAUGUUGUAGUGAAAAUCCCAUUGUAUAUAGGCUAGACCUGUUAAACAUGGUCUGGGAAGAGAUGAAAACCCUUGAUGGUGUGACACUUUUUGCAAGUUUCUUGUCAUCUCAUUCAAGAGCUGACCUUCCGGGAAUAAUGCGGGACAGUGUGUACUUCUCAAAAGUUCGUUUCUUUGGAAAGCGUUGCAUAUCAUACUCUCUCAAUGAUUGUCGAUACUAUCCUCGUAAGCAGUGCUAUGACUGGGGAGAGCAAGAUGCCUUUGAGAACAUUUGGAUCGAACCACCUCAGGGGCAGGACAUCUUGCCUUUCAUUUGAAGAAAACCAAAGAAACAAGUGAAUAUUCUCCAGUUAAGAUUUUAUGGCAAGCUCAUUUAUCUCUUAUCUCUUGUUAUAAGUUAAUUUUAACUGUAUUAGAAUGCUAUUGAUGCUCUAUGUAUAAGUAGUUGCUACCUUAUGACUCUGCAAAGUAACAGCAUUGAACUGAAGUCAAUGUGCACUUUGUACCAGUAGAUGCUCCUGGAAAAAUUCAUGUAUUGUUGAAUUUUCUUAAUAUAAAUUUCUAUUUAGUUUUGUUGA
This is a messenger RNA of Pistacia vera, 1445 nucleotides long. RefSeq names its product F-box/kelch-repeat protein At1g57790-like. The transcript has 2 exons. NCBI's taxonomy places the organism in Eukaryota, Viridiplantae, Streptophyta, Magnoliopsida, Sapindales, Anacardiaceae. Bases 48 to 1184 code for a protein of 378 amino acids. Gene Ontology annotation, molecular function: protein binding. The record is from RefSeq and is a predicted model, not a curated record.